This is a messenger RNA of Ylistrum balloti, 1404 nucleotides long. RefSeq lists its product as uncharacterized. The transcript has 2 exons. The record is from RefSeq and is a predicted model, not a curated record. Lineage: Eukaryota; Metazoa; Mollusca; Bivalvia; Pectinida; Pectinidae. Gene Ontology annotation, biological process: DNA integration. Gene Ontology annotation, molecular function: nucleic acid binding. Bases 1 to 1404 code for a protein of 467 amino acids.
AUGGAUCAGUUGACCUCACGAGACUGGAGAAAGCUUCAAGCUAGGGACAGAGUGCUGUCUCCAUUCAUCAGCGCUGUGAGAGAGAAACGUAAACCGUCACGCCAGGACAUGUACCCAGCACAACUGUCUAUACUACGUUAUUUUGAGCACCUAGUGCUGAAAGAUGGAAUCCUGUGCAGACAAACCAACCAUGAAGGUGAAAUAGCGCUGCAGCGCCUUAUACCGUCAUCCAAGGUACACCAGGUCUUGGAGGCAUCACAUAAUGAUGUUGGUCAUCCUGGCAGGGACCGGACACUAUCACUUGUGAAGGAAAGAUUCUUCUGGCCUGGGAUGUUGAAGGAUGUUGAGAACUGGUUGCAGAAGUGUCCAAGAUGUAUCAGGAGAAAAACCUCUACAGUACAGAUAGCACCAUUGGUAAACAUCACCACUUCACAGCCUCUGGAGCUGGUAUGCAUUGAUUACUUGACCUUAGAAACAUCAAAAGGAGGAUAUCAGCAUAUUUUUGUGUUAACAGACCACUUUACUCGGUAUGCACAAGCUUACCCAACCCGCAAUCAGACAGCAUGGACCACAGCAGAAGUCUUAUUCAAUAACUUCUUUGUGAACUAUGGAUUUCCCAUCCGGCUGCAUUCAGAUCAGGGAGCAAACUUUGCUGGAAAAGUGAUUCAUGAGCUUUGUCAGAUUACUGGGAUAAGGAAGUCUAGAACAACGCCAUAUCACCCAAUGGGGAAUGGCAUCUGUGAAAGGUUCAAUCGCACUUUACUAGGCAUGCUGGGUACAUUGGAACCUGGACAAAAGAUGAACUGGAAAAAACACGUGGCACCCCUUGUACACGCUUAUAACUGCACCAAGAAUGAACAAACUGGGACAUCUGGGAAUGCCAAGGAAAGGCAGGAGAUAUUUGAUCGAAAGGUCAAGGGAGCAACCAUUGAAUGUGGUGACCGCGUACUAGUCAAGAAGCUUGUCCACGAAGGUAAACACAAGCUUGCAGACAAAUGGGAGGAGAUAGUCCACAUAGUGCAAGACCAACCUAAUCCAGAGGUACCAGUGUUUCGAGUCAAGCCAGAGAGAGGGGGCGGACGUCUCAGAACCCUACAUCGUAAUCUGUUGUUACCCGUGGGCAAUCUUGAACGGACAGAAAAUACUCCAGAGAAAGUCCCAGCAAGGUCAAUACGACGGGACCAAAGGAGAAAGGAAAAGUUGGAGGUGGAUAAUCGCGAUGACAGGAGUGUACUGGGAAGUGAGGAUGAUACAGAAGAGGACGAGUACUUAAUAGUUAGUCCACCAGCGGAUGUGACAGGCACCCCAACAAGUGCUCACGAGGACACAGAUGCUGGAGAGGACAUAGAAACUCCAGCAGGAGAGGGUGACGGCCCAAUUCAGCCUGGAGUUUGGAGAUGGUGA